CUCCUUAAAUCAGCUGUUUAUUUCUGUAAAUAGUUUACAAAUUCUGUUUAUAAUUCUACGCGCAAUAAAUAUUGUAAUUUAAAGUGUGUUAGAAUUAAUUAACUAUUCUUCCGAUAAUUUUUCUCAAUUGGAUUGAGAUCUGAACUGUUUCCUGGUCACGUGAGAGACUCAAUUCCAUAAAAGCCGGUUUGGUUUGUAACUUUUACAGUUUUGGCUCUAUGGCGAGGUUGUUGGCGAAACGCCUUCUUUAAAAAUUUCAAUGUAUUUUUCAGCAUUCAACAAUCCUUUAAGAAAAAUAAGCUGCCCAACACCAAACUUGGUUAUGGCUCCCGAUACCAUUAAAUAGGGCGAAUGCUUUACGUCUUAAUUCAUAAAAAACAAACGCAAAAUAUGAUGCACUAUCGGAAAGGUGAAAAUAUCGAGCAGGAGUUGACCAAGGAUGACUUGCCAUUCGGUGAUUGUUUGUCUAAAUUGCCACAAAAGGACUUUCUUUGGAUGCACGUAAGAGGGGGCACUAAAGUACACAAUGUUAUUAGCUAUGCCAAAAAUGCUUUGGACAAGGGCGAAUAUCGAACAGUCGUUUGGAGCGGUUCGGGUGGCGGUGUGGUGAAGACGGUUUCUUGUGCAGAAAUAUUUAAGCGCAACUAUCCAUUGUAUCAGUUGACGCGCAUGUAUCAAGUUACGAUUGAAGAGCACUGGGUGCCACAGAUGGACGGUUUAGAGCCGAUUCUAGCCAAACGAAAGGUGCCCAGUUUACACAUACUGAUGACGUUGGAUCCAAUCGAUGAGAGUAUUGGCGAUAUUCAGAAACCCAAUACGACGACUGAGUACUGGAGAUGCUCGAGCUCCACCACGCAACAACAAAGACAGUCAGAUCAAGUAGGACAAAAUAGCGAAGGCUUGAGGCAGCGACGACAACAUGGACAAAGACAGUUGUCUAAGAAAAGACCCCAAAGCCAGAAUGCGGGACAAGUGGAGGUAAAGGAUUUUCAAAGAAAAGAGCAACGAGAAAGGCAGCAAAUAUCGCAAAAUCCGAAUAAAAAUCGUAAUGAGCUACGGCAUAAUGGCAAUGGCCAACAUCGUCAGCAACGAGUUAAAAGAAAGCAAAGUGCCGAACUACAACAGCAAUCCGCCCAGGCUUCGCAGAUGGAAGUUGGAACAUCAGGUGGCACUUCUGCACAGCCUACUAAUAUUUCAAAUUAUAUAGAUACUAUAGAAUCUUAAAUAAGUAAUGGAUUGAUUUGAUUUGUAGAAAUUAAGGAGAAGCAGAUCUUAAUCAUACAUGCAACAUCACGACGCAAUUAUGAUUUUUUAUGUUAUCGCUCAAAGAAUAUUUCGAAAAUAUACCACAAUAACAUUUAAUUGUUUGUGUAUUUAACUAUAUUUUAGAUAUCACGGGAGAAGUUGAUGACAAUAAUUGUUGAUGUAGUAGAUACAGAAAAAACUGGCAGAUAGUCCUUGGUUCAAUUGUUUUAAAACAUUUUUAGGUGUUCCUUGCUAUCAUAUUUAUUAGGAAAGCUGUGAUAAACAUCUGAGGUAAUUUCUAUUUAGGCAUAAGAAAUAAGUUCAUAACAUAAACUGCGUUAUGUGUGUAUAUUAAAAAAGGUAUUCAAACUAAUAGCUUAUAUAAGUAUUUUUUAUUUUUUAGUUUUUAUAUUCAUUACAGGUUUAUUCAAUAUUUUUCAGUUAUUGCUGUUUAUUAAAUUUUUUCGCAUAUUCAAUUUAUGUAUGUUGGAAUUAUGGUUGUUACUAUGGAUCUGUUGUUAAAUAAUCAAAACUGGAGACUAAAUAUAGACUUUUGGGUGCUAAUUUGUUGGAUGUAUCAUUCACUUUUUAUUCGUUGGAAUAUUAAAAAAUAUCUAGUAUACCGAUAUAUUAUAUUUAAUUUGUUUAUGUUAUAGGUUUUAUAUGCAUUUAUCUGGAGAAAUUACUACAAAUAAAAUAUUUCGAAAAUAAACAAUAUAUUUAAUGACAUAAAGUUAACGUUUAGCUUCAGUAUGCUGUUUAUGAAAUUGUGAGAUUAACAAUUAUGAUUACGAUUAUUGACUACCGUAUAGUUUAGAUCAAAUAAACCACUCACGAUCGUCAUGUUCUUUCGACAACUAAUAAAUAGUUAAAACAUUAAUUUCGAUGUAAAAUAAAAA
Messenger RNA from Bactrocera oleae (olive fruit fly), 2144 nucleotides. RefSeq names its product ribonuclease P protein subunit Rpp25 (gene Rpp25). The record is from RefSeq and is a predicted model, not a curated record. Gene Ontology annotation, cellular component: ribonuclease MRP complex. Gene Ontology annotation, biological process: tRNA 5'-leader removal. Lineage: Eukaryota; Metazoa; Arthropoda; Insecta; Diptera; Tephritidae. Gene Ontology annotation, molecular function: RNA binding.